AUGGAUGUUGUUAAGUGGAUUGAGUAUGGGGUUUUCUUGUUGGUGGAACCUGGGAUUGUUGUCCUGACCCUACUCAUGGCCGCCACCAAAAGACGCAGACAGAAACUUCUAGACGUUCUAACUGGCCGGCCUGGUCUAGUCUACCCAAUGGACACACUGACCAGGUCAGCUAGGUUGUCUUACUGCUGUGCUUUUGGUGCUACAGCUUUCCUUGUCUACGCCAUCUUGUUGGAGAGGAAAUUUGCUAUCGAGUACAAUGGACCAAUAUCAUUAAAAUCUCUGAUAGCCGUGCUGUCGAUGUUCAUGUACGGCAUGACGUUCUUCCCCGUGUUCGCUUCACUGGCGCUGGGCACGGCGUUCUCCUACAGCCUGGGUUCCUUGUACGUCUGGAUGUUUCUGGCACUGGAGAUCUACAAGGUCGCAGAGUGCCAGAUGGAUGGUCUGUCUAGAACACUCCUGCUGGUCCGCGCCUUACCGAGUUUGCUAUGCCUGUCCUACCUCAGCAUCUCCUUGCCGCUGCGGUUCGGCAUCGCCUGCUACAGAGGCCAGUAUGUCCUGCCAGCUGUUGACCUACCCCCAACGACGGAGACCCUGGAGGACAUCAAGGAGUCCUACCAGGGUGCCCAUGUCAGGGCGCUGCUGAAAAAACCUGAACAGAACAAAGCAGUGUUUGGUUUAAAGAACAAGAUAAAAGGAAUGAUUGUCAACAAGUUUAAUGAGCUUAUAUAUCACAAACAGACAGGCUUUAGAUAUUCAUCACGUCUAAUGUCGGUGAUGUUUGUAGCUACCUGUGUCAUUUAUGUGCUUACAGUAGAGAUACUCGUCAGGCUUAUAAUCCUGUUCUCAAUGAUGACGGAUAUCAUCGAAUCAUUGCUGGGAUUUUUGGACGACGAAGAAAGCGACGAGGAGAGCGCUGCGGAAGAAAAUCUUGAGCUGGCAAAAACUCUGUCUGACAUUCUCCUAUGGUCUUUAAUAGUGGCCAUUAGUCUGGCAUGUAUCACCAGUAUAAUAAAUAUCUUACACAUGAUGUCAUCUUUCAGAACAAAUUUGUAUGCCCUGUACAGAGGAGAUAACAGUCACAUCCCACCAGCCUCUACAAAGAGUGCUCCCUCUUUGUGUAUCAAUGAUUUCAUAUCAUGUCUUCCAAAAGCUUACCUGAUCAGCAGUGUCAUCCUGUUCAUAAUCUGUCUGAUUGUUGCUGUAUUUAUACUGGUACUUAUGGAAGGCUACACUGAUUGGCUAGUUAACAAAGUGCUACAAGUAUGGCCCAGUGUUCUCGUGGCUAUUGGUCUGGUGAUUGUUCAAAAACUGCUGGCCACUUUUUUGUUUCUUCAAGAUCGUGGUCAACACUUGCGUUUGGACAACAGGAAUUUCUUCUUCAUCUUCACCUACUUCAUGUUCUUCUACAACAUCUUCCUGGGACUGGUUUCCUGCCUGUUAAGAAUAAUCAAAGCCAUGAUGGUUGGGACGCUAUUUUUAGCUCGACUCGAUAACAGCACCUUGCCCCGGAAAUUUGAAUUUUUCGACCCAGGCUUUGCAGCUUAUCAGGGCUACAUACACAUGGAGGCGGCCCACACCCACCCAGUAGUGAAUGUGUUCCUUAGACUCCUCAUUAGCUUAAGCAAGUCACGUGCCACCCAGAAAGAGAAAUACAGUCUCGUCGAUAUGCCAGAUGCUGAUGACACAACAAAGUUGGAGUUGAAAGCCAGUGAGGCAAUUGAUAAACGACCAGUGAAUAUUGCUGCAAGGUUUAACUGGCACGUCACCUACACACUUCUGCAUAACCCAACUGUGAGACUCUACAGAAAGGGAUUCAUGCAAGCUUUAAAGAUAGCACAAAGGGACGGCUUGAAGGUUCCUAUUAGUGACAAGCCUAUAACAAACUUCGACCUUGUGAAAACACAAGAAGAACGAGAGAAGGAAAGACAAGAGGAAAUACAAAGAAUCCAGUCUGAACAACAAGGAAAGAAAGAUGGCUUUUCUAUUCUAAAUUUCAAGAAAAACAUCAACAGUAACUCUGGUCAAAAAGAGGGGAAGUCAAAAAAGAAAGGGCUGAGUUGGUUCAGGGGGAAGAAAAACUCAGAAGAAACACAAACGUCUGUGAGCUUUGAUGAGAAAGAAAGUGAAAACCUAGAGAAGCAAACUGUAGCCUAA
Messenger RNA from Physella acuta, 2154 nucleotides. Its product is annotated as receptor for retinol uptake stra6-like. The record is from RefSeq and is a predicted model, not a curated record. Gene Ontology annotation, biological process: vitamin A import into cell. Lineage: Eukaryota; Metazoa; Mollusca; Gastropoda; Physidae. Gene Ontology annotation, molecular function: retinol transmembrane transporter activity; signaling receptor activity. Gene Ontology annotation, cellular component: plasma membrane.